Molecule: messenger RNA, 1676 nt
Organism: Rhipicephalus sanguineus (brown dog tick)
Lineage: Eukaryota; Metazoa; Arthropoda; Arachnida; Ixodida; Ixodidae
Product: sodium-coupled monocarboxylate transporter 1
Exons: 12
Coding region: 1-1407 (468 amino acids)
Biological process (GO): transmembrane transport; sodium ion transport
Cellular component (GO): membrane
Molecular function (GO): symporter activity
Source: RefSeq, a predicted model, not a curated record
AUGGACACCAUUGUAGUAUUUGCAGCAUCACUGAUGGGCACAACCAACGUCGCAACGAAGUCAUCACUGGUGAGCCGGUUCACGAUCUGGGAUUACCUGGUGUUCUGCGGCAUGCUCCUGGUCUCGGCAGGCAUCGGUGUCUACUACGCUUUCUUCGGCUCCAAGAAAGUGUCCACCGACGAGUUCCUGAUGGGCGGCCGCCAACUGAGCGCGUUCCCCGUGGCGCUCUCCAUCUUGGCUAGCUUCAUGUCGGCCAUUACUCUGCUCGGCACGGCCUCCGAGGUGUACCUAGCCGGCACCCAGUACGUCCUCAUCUGCGUCUCAUACUGCUUCGUCAUCCCAACCACGGCCUACUUCUAUAUGCCAAUCUUCCAUCACUUGCAGUUGACCAGUGCCUACGAGUACCUCGAAAUACGCUUCAACCAAGUGAUACGAUCCAUGGGAAGUAUAACAUUCUCAAUUCAAAUGCUAAUUUACAUGUCAAUCGUACUGUACGCACCCGCGCUGGCACUCUCUCAAGUGACGGGAAUUUCCACCUGGACAUCGAUCCUGUCCCUAGGAAUAGUUUGCACUUUCUACACGAGCAUUGGGGGCAUGAAAGCUGUCGUGUGGACAGACGUCUUCCAAAUCACGCUAAUGUUUGGAUCCAUGAUCGUGGUCGUCCUACGAGGGACCAUCGACCUCGGUGGGCUUGGAUACGUCUUUGACAAGGCCCAAGAGGGCGGACGUCUGGAAUUUUUUAACACGAACCUGAACCCUGCGGAGCGGCACACGAUAUUCGGCGUGACCAUCGGCACAUACUUCACCUGGAUGUCUGUGUACGCCGUGAGCCAGGCCAUGGUGCAGCGAUACCUCACCAUACCAACAAUCCAGGGUGCACGCACGGCCAUCUGGCUCAACCUUCCGGGCCUGUCGUUCCUAAUGCUCAUCUGUGCCAUGGCGGGUCUUGUCAUGUACGCUCGCUACUACGACUGCGAUCCAAUCAUGACCAAGAAAGUUAGCUCGGCAGACCAGCUCCUUCCACUGUAUGUCAUGGACGUCCUGGGCAAGUUCACGGGUCUUCCUGGACUUUUCGUCUCUGGAAUUUUUAGCGGCGCACUCAGCACCGUCUCCUCCGGAGUCAACUCGUUGGCGGCUGUCACCCUCGAGGACGUCGUGAAACGCUACAUCGUGCAAGACAUGAGCGAUCGCUCUUCCACUACGCUGACCAGGUUACUGGCGCUAACAUUUGGGUGCACCGCCAUUGCGCUCGUUUACGCCGCGCAGAACAUGGGCAACGUCUUACAGGCAGCUCUGGCAAUCUUUGGCAUCGUCGGAGGACCGCUACUGGGAGUCUUCACCCUCGGCUUAUUUUUUCCCUUCGCGAAUAGCAUUGUGAGUCUCGAUGCACUUUUGCAGCCAUUUUGAUCUGACAAAAAAUAUAACGGUCGGAACAGUAUGCAUUGCAUAGCGUCACAAGAACAGAGAAGCCAUUUAUAGCGAACUCUGUAGCCUCACCAUUUGCAUCGCACUGAAACAAAUCACGACUCCCGCCACGGUGGUCUAGUGGUUAUGGCGCUCGAUUGCUGACCCGAAGGUCGCGGCAUCAAGUUUCAAGUUUAUUUCGCAUUUCCUUUUUACAGGAAAAAAGAAAACGCCAGGGCAAGGAACAAAAAGCUGCAAAACAGCAGCUUGAC